Branchiostoma floridae (Florida lancelet) is the source of this 3852-nucleotide messenger RNA. RefSeq lists its product as uncharacterized. The record is from RefSeq and is a predicted model, not a curated record. Gene Ontology annotation, cellular component: cytoplasm. Gene Ontology annotation, biological process: apoptotic process; proteolysis. The transcript is spliced from 8 exons. The coding region runs from base 130 to 2595 and encodes 821 amino acids. Lineage: Eukaryota; Metazoa; Chordata; Leptocardii; Amphioxiformes; Branchiostomatidae.
AUACAAUACUUACAGAACAGUCUGACUUGCUUCUAGCGAGACUGAUCUAUGUAAAUUGACUUCCUUUCAAAAAAAGAUAACCUUUCAAAUUGUCGAAUAUAUAAAUACUGCAACACAUUAUGAUGUGGAAUGUGUUCGACAGAGCCACUGCUGUAUCAGCUCAGCAGAGCUUUUGUCAAGGAGUGGAUUCUGCUGGGACAGGAGCUGGCCAUGGGAAUGGGCAAGCCUGUGUUAGACAUUACAGGUGAUGACGAAUCUCAGAAGGUAUUCCAGAUACUUAAGGCAUGGCGGACAGAGACCCCCCACGGACCGCUCCACUACUUGCCGCAGCUGCAGGAAAUACUACUACAGGACAUGGGCGAGCAGAACUUGGCUACAACUGUACAGGACAUGUACAAGAAGUACCGUGAUGCAUUGGAGUGUAAAGAGGUCUAUCCAGAAAUGACAGAAGACAAACAAUGGUCUCUGCAUCUGCCAGUUGAAGGGAAGUACCUGUGCAGACGGACCGACCUUGGCGUGGUGACGCCCUACCCGCUGCAUGUGACCUACAAGAGUGCGAACUGGUCCGAAAACUGGGCGGAGGUGGAGGAAUGGAUGCCGGUGGGUCAGCUCUUUUCCAUCCAGUGUGAGGAUGUAGAAGGCCCAGUGGACAUCCUACUGCCACACGUCCUGCAUCUGACUGACAACACAGAAAUCACCAGGGAAAGCCUACAAGUUGUCCAUGUGGUGGGUGAUUCAGUCGAGCUGCUGCCAGUUACAGAACUCACCUCUUCCCACGCUGUGACCAGGUUCAAGAAAGGCAGCCUGUUUGGGGUGGUGGGCAGGACAGAAGAAGUGAACAGUGUAUCUAGGAGUUGCCUUCUAAUGGCCUUUCGUUCUUUAGAGGACUCUGACCUCUCCCAAUUGAAAGUCUACAUUGUCUCCAACACUAAAGAGAUGAAAGAGACCCUAAAAGAGGAUGAGAGAGAAUGGAACUUUGUGCCAUGUGACUUCAAAACCUGCCUUUUGAAUCCAGGUGACAUCUGCUGCCUAAAGGGGAUUGUUACAAGUGGGGAGGACACUUUAAAUGUGUCUAUUUCUCCAGAGUACCUUGUGUUUGAGGAUACCCUCAACAACAACAAAUACUACGAAUCAUUCCGAGUGAAAGUUACUGCUGAGAUCUGGAUGAGCAACACCUCACAAUUGCACCUGGAACUGCUGAAAAGGACUGACGUUGAAGCAGAGGAGACGUCCGUUUCAAAACUAACACUUGGACGGUACAAGCAAAGUACAGCAGCUGGAGAAGGUGGCAGCAACCUUUCCACACCUACAGAGACAGAGCCUGUGAGCAAGCAACUGCAAAUACCAAUUCCUUCAGGCUUUGCAGUACCAGUAGUCUUGUUGGUUAACGACGAGUAUGGAGCCUCCAAGGGGGGAGUUUCUACCAUUAACUACCAAGUUGGCCAAAUGCUGACUAAGGCCAAAGCAACUGUGUACUGUACAGCCUUGCGUGUGCCGCAACAAGACCAGGAGGCAGCAGAGAGGUACAAUGUCCACCUGAUCAAACCAUAUCGACCAGACGGGGACACAAGAGAGCCAACAACAGAUUGGCUGGCCUUUGACUACCUAACCCGUUACCCGAAGUCAAAGUUACCAGAACAUGUUGACGUCAUCAUUGGUCAUGCUGACAUCACAGAUACGGCGGCACAAAACAUCCAGAACGCUUACUACAAGGAGGCAGAGCUCAUCAUGUUCACGCAAGUCCUACCGGAGGACACCGAGUACUUCAAUGGAGACCUGAAGGCUAUCAAAGCUUCGAAGAAGGAGGGGAUGAUGCUUGAUAAAGUCGUCAACGCAAAGGCAGCUUUUUCCGUUGGCAAGCGGACCUACAACCACUUUGACACCAAGUACAAAGCAAGUAAGAAACCUCAGAGUCAUCACAUCUUCCUCCCGAAGCUAUCCGAGAUGUAUCUGGCCACCAAUGUGACACCUGGCGGAGAGGAGAAAGUCGUCCUGUCCAUUGGCAGGGUGAGGGAGAUGGAGAAGCUGAAAGGCUAUGACAUCGCGGGACCGGCUAUGGGGGAUGUGGCGAAGGAGAUCCCAAACGCACGGUGGUGUGUUUGCUGUGACAACGAGAACGACUAUGAGACAAGCAAGAAGAUCCUUGAAGACAACCUGAACAGUGGUGACCUGAAACUCAGUCUGCUGCUCUACGAGACCCAGGAGGACAUCAAGGAACAUAUGAUGAAAUCGCACCUGGUCCUGAUGCCGUCCUGCUCCGAGCCCUUCGGACUGGUCGGUCUGGACGCAAUUGCGGCGGGCAUCCCCGUCCUCAUCUCCGACAAGACUGGCCUGGCAGAGAUGAUCCUCAACCUGGUCGAACAGGAGAAGCUCAGCGCAGAACACAGGCACGUCAUUGUGAAAACCAGCGUGAACGACUCUGAUACCGCAGGAGACGCAAAGAGAUGGGCGAGCAAAAUCGUCGACAUCCUCAAGUACAGCAAGUCGGAGUUUGAGAAAGCUGCCCGGUUGAAGCAGGAACUGGUGGAGUCCAGGUACUGGGAGGAAUCCCACCGCAACUUCCUGCAGGUCUGUGGCAUCACGACAGCUCAGUAGAGGUGCACUGAAGCCAUCCGAGAUGUUCCUGGCCACCACCGUGCGACCUGGGGGACAGCAGAAAGUUGUCCUGUCAAACGGCAGGGAGAGAAACUGAAAGGUCAUGACCUCGCAGCACAGUCCAUGGGGGAAGUGUAAAGAGGAUCAAGAACGUCCAAUUGCGCGUGCGCGGCAUCAGCGAGGAUGAUGUCAAGUCCAGCAAGACGAUCUUGGAGGACGACCUGAAAAGCGGAGACCUCAAUCCAACCGUCCUGCCGUACGGAAUACAAGGGGACAUCGGGGACAACGUGGUCCUGAUGCCGUCCCGCUCCGAGCCGUUCGGACUGGUCGGCCUUGAGGCCAUCGCAGCGGGCAUCCCCGUCCUCAUCUCCGACAAGACUGGCCUGGCAGAGAUGAUCAAGGACCUGAUCAAUCAGGUAAAGAGCCAGAGGUGUCAUCAUGAAGACGAACGUGAACGACUUUGAUCUGGCUGGAGAUGCAAAAGAAAUCAAGGAUGUCCUCAAGCACAGUGAUGCAGAGUUUAAGAAUACUGCCAAGUUCAAGCAGGAGCUGGUGGAGUCCAGGUACUGGAAGGAAUCCCACCGCACCUUCCUGCAGGCCUGCGGUAUCCCGGCUGGAGCAGCAGACCUGUAGAGGUCAAGGGGCAACAUUGGACGCGACAGACAAAGCAACGUUAACGGCAAUGGCAAACUUUGGUUAAUUCUACCAUUUUGUGCAGUAAAGGAUUGUUUUUGUCAGGACAGUUGUUCAACUUCUCUCAUCCCCUCCUUUCCGCUCAAAUGUGAAAAAUCGAGAUUAUAAGGUUUGGAUUCAUACCAUGUACUGGUAUUCAAACUGGUACAUGGACCAAAGUAGCAUCCAUGGUAUCAUAUGGUAGCAAGUGUGUAAAUGCGGCGACUCUAAAGUUGCUACUGUGUCAUACGGUGGUAACUUGCCAGUGCAUAAGUCUACAGAUGCAGCGACUCUAAAGUUGCUACUCCAGCUUUGUAGGAUGACAGGACACAGUCGUUGCCAUAUAGAAAUAAGAUGCAAAACAUUUUCAAAAGUAAUUUUGGAUUGUGUGCCUCCUUAACAUGCAAAAGGAGAUAAUUAUAAGUGAGCUUCAUAAGCAUAGCAAAUGUUUACAAAGCACUUGUAAAUGAUAUGGUGUAAAUUUGUCUGCUGUCUUGUAACUAGUGAAGGACUGCUGAUUGCAUCCAUGUGUAAAUACUUUUUGCAUUGUAUAAAUAUUUUUUUGUUAAACAUGACUGUAAAUAU